Molecule: messenger RNA, 1248 nt
Organism: Caenorhabditis remanei
Lineage: Eukaryota; Metazoa; Nematoda; Chromadorea; Rhabditida; Rhabditidae
Exons: 7
Coding region: 1-1248 (415 amino acids)
Biological process (GO): positive regulation of transcription elongation by RNA polymerase II; protein phosphorylation
Cellular component (GO): cyclin-dependent protein kinase holoenzyme complex; nucleus
Molecular function (GO): ATP binding; RNA polymerase II CTD heptapeptide repeat kinase activity; cyclin-dependent protein serine/threonine kinase activity
Source: RefSeq, a predicted model, not a curated record
AUGGUUUCUGCAGCUCGCAAGAAGAAAAAUAGGAUCAAUCACAGAAUCAAUCUCAAAACAAGGAAACAGCAAGCCUGGGAGCAGUUGCCAGAAUCAUUUAUUGCUAAGUGUCGCACAAAAGUGCCCUUCACCGAACCAGAAGGAAUUGAAGAUGGUUCAAAAGAGGAGAAAAGAAGUAUGGACUUCUUCUCCGCUCCUACAUUACCCCAUUUCAAUCCCGAAUGGAUAUCAAAACCAUAUUCGUUCUCCGAUCAGUAUUCAAUUCAUGCCACACUGGGAAGGUACAAUUUGUGUCGAUCGUUUCGUAAUCCUAAAACACUAUUAAUUUUCCGGACAGUGAUGAAAGGUUGGCAUGAAUCUGGUUGCAUAGUCGCAAUGAAGAAGUUUCAUGUUCCUCCAGAAGACAUUCUCCAACUGGAAGAAGUCAGAGCACUGUCUUCCAUCAAUCAUGAGAACGUUGUCAAACUUCUCAGUUUGAGACUGACAGUUUCCGUGCAAUAUCUCGUGCUGGAGUAUUGCCACUUUGAUCUGGAGGUUCUGAUUCACCUUCCAAAGGUCAAAAUCGAGACCGAGCAUAUCAAAAGUAUAGCUUUUGCUCUGCUCUCAGGAUUGACGGCGAUCCACAAGAAGAAUUAUGCCCACAGAAAUCUCCGCCCUAGCCAUGUUCUUCUCACACAAGACGGAGUGGUGAAGAUCACCGAUUUCGGACUUUCGUGUUCCACAGAAGCAGCAAGUCCAAUUUCAACUUCCCAAAUGGAAAACAUCCAUUAUGCUGCUCCAGAAUCCCUUCUGGGAUGCACGGAGAUACGGCGUAAUGCGGACUUAUGGAGUGUAGGAGUUAUUAUCGGAGAACUAUUUCUCCGCGCCUCUCUGUUCGAUGCAAAAAACAACAGAAAUCAAGUCGUUCACCUUCUGGAACUUCUCGGUGAUUUUGAGGGUACAUUCUUCGAAGGCAACCAGAAUUAUCAAGAAAUCCGUAGUGCCUGGAGUGGUGACAAAAAUGGAACCUUCCACAAAGUUUUCGAACCGAGACUUUGCAAUGGUUCACUUUAUGAUGGUGAAGGACUUCGAUUUGUGAAAAACAUGAUGAAAACCAAUAUCGAUCACAGAUUGACUGUCGAGGAAGCAUUGAAUCAUGAGUGGUUCAAAAGUGGAGUGAGAGGAAAUGUGAAGGAUCUUCUUGAAAUAUUCAAGAAUCCUUGUCGCUCACGAAUCUUCCAGGACAGCAACGACGAUAGCAACGACUAA